Molecule: messenger RNA, 3795 nt
Organism: Argiope bruennichi
Lineage: Eukaryota; Metazoa; Arthropoda; Arachnida; Araneae; Araneidae
Gene: mats
Product: MOB kinase activator 1B
Exons: 4
Coding region: 167-841 (224 amino acids)
Biological process (GO): hippo signaling; positive regulation of protein phosphorylation
Cellular component (GO): nucleus; cytoplasm
Molecular function (GO): protein kinase activator activity
Source: RefSeq, a predicted model, not a curated record
UUUCUAUUUUUAUUUUAUACUUUCGUAUUGUACAUGUCAGGCAUUUGUGAGAUACUGGAUUUUUAUUCGUUUAAUAAAUACUUUUAGUGUUUAUAUUUCACUUGUGUUAACGUUCAUGAAUUGAAGAAAAAAAAUAUUAUCCAUAUUGCACGGACUUCUUUAAAUUAUGAGCUUCUUAUUUGGAGGACGUUCUUCAAAAACAUUUAAACCUAAGAAAAAUAUACCAGAAGGGACUCACCAAUAUGAUUUAAUGAAACAUGCUGCUGCCACUUUGGGUAGUGGUAACUUGCGGUUGGCUGUUAUGCUACCUGAAGGAGAAGACUUGAAUGAAUGGGUUGCGGUUAAUACUGUGGACUUUUUCAAUCAAAUAAACAUGUUGUAUGGCACAAUAACAGAAUUUUGUACAGAAGAGAGCUGCGCUGUAAUGUCAGCUGGGCCCAAAUAUGAGUAUCAUUGGGCAGAUGGUCAGACUGUGAAGAAACCAAUCAAAUGUUCUGCACCAAAAUACAUUGACUAUCUUAUGACAUGGGUCCAAGACCAACUAGAUGAUGAAAAUUUAUUUCCAUCUAAAAUAGGUGUACCUUUCCCGAAGAAUUUCUUGUCCAUUGCAAAGACUAUCCUGAAGCGUCUCUUCAGGGUUUAUGCUCACAUAUAUCACCAGCAUUUUUCAGAGAUAGUGCAACUGGGAGAGGAAGCACAUCUUAAUACAAGUUUCAAGCAUUUCAUAUUUUUUGUCCAAGAAUUCAGCCUGAUUGAUAAGAGGGAACUUGCACCUUUGCAGGAAUUAAUAGAGAAAUUAACCUCAAAAGACAAAGAUAAAGACAACCAUCCCUCACGCUGAUUAUAUAAAUUAUUCUAAACUUUUUCAAUUUUCCUAGCACAGUCAUAUCUUAAGAAGAAAAAAAGUACCAUAAUGAGAUUAGUUAGUAUUGUACAUUAUGUCACUUGAUUGCUUCAAGUGUCAGGUUAAAUUAUAUUCAAAAAGUGGUAACUAAGAAACAUAUUUUUUCUUAAAAUAUUUUUUUAUGGAAUUAAAUCCCCUUUACUCUCAGUGAAACAAUAUCCCUCAUAAUAUCUAUUAACUUUAUACAAUCUAAUUAAUAAAAAAACAUGUAGAACAUUGCAGAUAGAUAUUGGGUCUUUUCCCCUUUUAACAAUUUGAAUUAACCACAGAUCUAUUGCAAGUGACUUGCAAUUAAUCAGAGAAAAUCUAGGUAAUCAUUUAAACUAUUUUCCGUCCAAAUAUUAGUAGCUGUAGGGAAAUGUGCAAGUACCCUCAGAUGUGCAAGACCAAAUUCUUCUUUAUAAACCUGUUUCACCCGAACAUACUUUCCCGGCCCCAUGAACGUGCUAAUUGACAGGUAGGGAUUUAUGACUGUAGAUUUAUUUGCUUAAUAUAGAUGGUUGUGCAUUAUUAUCAUGCUGUUUCUUGAAAAAAUUAUGGAUUUUUUUUUUUAAUUUUAGUCCAACUUAUUUUUUAUUGAUUAAUCAUGAGAAAAAAUUUUUACGUUAUGUUAAUGUGGAAAUUUUUAUUGUACCAAAUAAUUUUAAUAUGUAAUUCUGAUAAUUCCAGUCGUUUGAUAAUAAACUAGGUCACAUUCAGCGCUUAUAUUUUCUUGUGUAGAAGCUUUUUAGAUAUUGUUAUGGAAAGAUGCUUGAACUAACUUAAUUGUAUACUUUUAUCAUAAUUUUUUUUUGUAGUUAAUGAUUUAACGUCAUGUAUCCUAGCCAUAAAUUAUUAGUACAAAUUCUUAUUUAAUAUUUUCUAAAAUGGAUGCGCAUAACAUUAUUAACUCUAUCUUUAACAUAACUGAUAAAUCGUUAGUGUAAUAUAAUGUGUAUAAACAACUAGAUUUUUGCUUUGGGACCAUUUGUUGAGGGCAUUGAGUUUAGCUACUGCAAUUUUGGCUUGUGAUUUUGAUGAUAUCCAUGAUUUAAAUAGGAUUAGAAACUCAGGUUUGGGAUGGGAAGCCUUAUGAUUUUGCUGGAAAUGAUUUUUUUUUUUUUAAUUACCUUGCUUUUAGGAAUUUUAUUGUAACAUGGAUGUUGGCUGUAUAUGGUUGUGUUUAUUACCAUUUAUUAUUUUGUGCACAAAUUUAUAUUCUGUUAUUGUUAUGUAACAAGUUUUUAUGAAAUUUUAUUGAUGAAACAAUCUGAUUGUGUAACUUUUUAUGACUAAAAUGACAGGUGUCAGUUCUCAGGUGAAGUUUUAAGGCACAUUAUGAGCUGUUUUAUUUAGUUUCUAAGAUUGGAGAAACGGAUUCUCUUCAUGAUGUAUAAAAUUACUAUGAGUUCUAAAUAUAUAAAUUAUUUUAUGAAUAUAUUUCAAAUACACUACAGAAUGAGUUACAAUAUGUUGCAAGAGAAUCUAAAAGUAUUUUUUUGCAUAAAGUAUGUUUUGAUCUAUGUAUUAUGCUAAUAAAUAUUUAUUUGAAUAUUAUUUAAUACUUAAAUUAUUCAUUAUAUUAUUUAUAUUUAAAUUUAAAAAGCACUGAAUGUCAUUGCUGUUUGGAAUUAAAAUUAAGAAUUUACUGAUUUAUUUAUGCAUUAAUACAUUUUAAAAUUUUUUGCAACCUAAGUUUUAUUCUAUCAAAGAGGGAAAAGUUGUUCUAUUCUGCCAUUUUGAUGGACAAAAUUAGAGGCAGACACACUUGUUAGCUGACUAAUUAAAUUGUAUUUAUAUGCUGUAAUUUCUAUUUAAAAGUUUUCUGCAUAGGUUUUUGUAUUUCAUUUACAUCACUUUGUAAUAUGUAUGAAUAAAACACCUUCAUUUUGUUAAGUAAUGCUGCUAUAUGUUACUUUGACAGACUUGUCAGCUUUAUUUUUUAAUCAAGCAUUGCUGGUUGAUGAACAGUUAAUGUGUUAUAUUUUCUUUUUAUACAUAUCUGUUCUUUACUUCUUGUUUGAAACAUAGAAUAUUUCAUCUUUAUAUUUGUCACUUUGUGAAACUUCUUUGCCUUUGUCUACUUAAAAUUCAUGCUCAAUUCCAACCUUAUCUUUCAUCUGAAAAAAUAGCAAAUAUAUUUUAAAGACAUCACUAUGAUUAUGAUUUGUCCUUAACAAUUAAAAUAAAUAGUUCUAUAAAUCGUGUUUUAAUAAAAUAAAAUCCCUCCUUUGGGAUUUGUUUAUUAUUUGCAUUGAAUAGUUAAUAUAAUUUAAAAUUAUUUAAUAUUCAACAUGUAUAAUAUGAAAUAAUUAUCCUAAAAUAGAAUACCUGAUUUGAUUUAUAAUUUCCAUUUCUUUAAUAAUAUAUGUAAAAAUGUUUAUAAGGGUAAAUGUAUCCCCAAUUACAUUGGGGCUGUUUUAUCAUCUUAAUUAUAAAGUGAAUUCUAGUAAUAUUAUUGUAAAAGAGAGAAAUAAGCUAACAAAGAAGUUUCACUCUGAAAAUGUUUAUAUGUUCAUUUAGUAUAAUCAUUCCGAAACUAGUAAAAUUUCUAUGAAAUUUCUCUUAUGAAAUGUCUUGUGUUUUGAUAAAUUCUAAAGAUUUCUUUCUAAUUAUUUUUACCAAAUGAGUUUUGUGCAUGGAAAACUAUUUCAAUUGAGGGACAAAAUAUGUUUUUGUGUAUAUUUUUAACAAAACAUUAUUAUUAUUAUUAUUUCAUAUUCAUAGAUGCUGCAUGUAGACAUAUUAUCAUAACCCCUUUGCAAAGGCAUGUAUUUAAUUUUUUGCCAUCUUUCAGUUUAAAUUUUUGUAGAUGAUGUUGAUUGUUAUAAUUUAUAAAGCAGCGGUGUUGCUUUUAAGUGAAAUAUCGUGUGCUGAUCUGUAAAAUAAUAACAAAUAAAUUGUGAUGCUUU